Musca domestica (house fly) is the source of this 2265-nucleotide messenger RNA. RefSeq names its product centromere/kinetochore protein zw10. Gene Ontology annotation, cellular component: RZZ complex. NCBI's taxonomy places the organism in Eukaryota, Metazoa, Arthropoda, Insecta, Diptera, Muscidae. The record is from RefSeq and is a predicted model, not a curated record. The transcript has 4 exons. Bases 98 to 2152 code for a protein of 684 amino acids. Gene Ontology annotation, biological process: mitotic spindle assembly checkpoint signaling; endoplasmic reticulum to Golgi vesicle-mediated transport.
AAUCAUACGUCAAAGUCUACAAGCAUUUGUUCCGUUAUAAUUCAAUGGCGAUAUGACAGGCCGCGCUCAGUUUUAUUUUAGAAAACAAAAAUAGAAAAUGGAAGCUUUGGUAAUCAAAACGGAUCUCAACUCCAAUAAGGGUUCGGAUAAUGUCAAUGAUAUUCGCAAACACAUCAUAACCACUCAGGAGCAUAUACAUCGUUUCAAGGAACGUGUUUCUAAGUACAUCGAGGACAAUUAUGUCGAGUUUAUGCCCAACAAUUCGACCAUAUUCGAUUUGGAGGAGGGCAAACUCUUGGAAAAGGAAGCCUAUGAACUGCUCAACUCGUUGCAAUGUUCAGUGUCCCAUUUUGAUACAGAACUCUUAUCCACGGUACGUAAAUUUGAAUCGGUGGUAUGGGAUUUGGAUGUGAUCAAUCGUAUACUGGGCGCUGAUGAAAUCUUUCAAAUGUUGGAAGAGAUCAGUUCCAAUGAGUACAUGGUCAAACUGGACAUGUUGAAGAAAUUGAAUAAUCUGAUAAAUACGAGUGCUAGCAGUAAUGUCCAAAAGUUACUCGUGGCCAGUCCUUGCUAUGACACGAUCAAAGUUAAAUAUGUUCUACAGUUUUAUACGGUAAAAUCAAACCUGCACAACAAAUUUCAAGAGCUUGUUCAAUUUUCGGACAAACAAGUUGCUUUGAGUUGCUGUGCAACGAUACAGGUAUCCAAAGAUAUAAAUCAAUUGCAGGACACAGUGUUGGCUCUGUUCCAGGCUAAAUAUGAUGUGACGGAAUUAUGUGAUUUUCUGAUGGACAAAUGUUUGUCACCCAUUAUUACCAAACCUGUGAAUGUUUCGUUUUCGGAUGACAGUGACGAUUAUCAAAAGUUCCAAUUGUCCUACUCUGUUAACAACAACUCUGGUGGCUCCAAAUCAGAUUACAAGCAGGUCUUUGAAAAUAUAAAACUGUUGUUUCAUUGCAUGGACAAUUUGAAUAUAUCUGUUUCUGAGGAGCAGCAUGUAUUCAGCGUCAUUGGAGAACAUAUUUCCCAAAGAUUUCUCCAAAUGCUAAUCGAUGAAUGUCUCAUGGAUGCCAUACCCGAUACUUUGGACAACGAAUCCAAGCCAUCUAUAAUUGAAGAUAUUUUACAAUUUGAAAAAUAUCUUGCUGAAUUGUUUUUCAUCAAUCGUGAUGUCAGCAACCAACUAAGCAAAUUUACACACAACUUUAACACAUUGUAUCAGAAUCGUGUAUUUCGCCGUAUUAUGGAAACAGGAAGAGAAUUAAUGCAGAAAGACUUGCAGGAUAUAACGGUUAUGGCUGAGAAAAACACACCCGAAGAUGUGGCCAAUAAUCCUUUCUUGUUUCCACGGUGCAUGGUUUCAAAAAGCGUUUUGGAGUUUGUAAAACUCUUAAACCGCAUUCUCCGCCAAGAUAAUGAAUCCUCUUAUGAAGAGGGAAGAUUUUUCAACAUCAUAUCGAUUUUAAUCAAUUCCUAUGUAACUCUGGUUCCUCAAUACCACAAGGAACAUUUGGAAACUUUGCCCCAACAAUCAACGAUUUUCUACAAUAAUUGCAUGUUCCUUCAUCAUUUUUUGGCCAAGAAUUAUGGUAUACCUACUGUUUCGAAUAUGAUUAAGAACCUCUCGGCCACUGGAACCAAGUAUCUAAGACAGCAGAUCGAUAAACAAUUGAAUGUGCUGCAGAAUAUAUUGCAAACAAAUGAAGGUUAUAUAACACCAACAAUGGUCCAUGAAUGUUUGUCACAUUUGCGUUUGCUAGAGAGUCUGUGGCAGCCAGUGCUUCCCGUCAAGGAGUACAACAAAACCAUGGGAGAGCUAAUAAGUGUUUGUUCGCUCAUGUUGAACCAACAAGUAGUGGCCAAAGAAAUCAUUACACCAUCGGAGGCGAAGAUUAUGUUGGAAAUAUUUGAAUUGUUUCAAAAAGAGGCUGGUUCCUUGUUUAAGGUGGGUCAAGAGCUUAAAACGGUGGUAAGUUGGCAGCGUAUGUUGCUUUUAAAAGAAACGCUGAAAGCCUCCUUGACUGAAAUCAGUGAAAUGUGGUCCAUAGGUAAAUAUACAGAAUAUUUUAAGGCUGAUGAAAUUAUUGGCUUGAUAAGAAGCCUACAUCCCGAUACGGAAAGAAGAGCUUUGGCACUAAAAAGAAUUUAUUAAAUAAAUACCUAACCUAAGUUUGUAUAUAACACUUAACAUAAACUUAUAUCUAAGCAGUGCUUUCAGCAAUGGCUUGCAACAAUAAAGGCUUGAGUUGAUUUUGUAUCAGAGAA